CAUUUAGAAACAUCACAAAAAAUUACACAAAUGGUGAAAGAAAUUAAAUUUGAACAUAUGUGUGGACUUAGAAAUUCAAGCGAAGGAGCAGAAAAUGUUAAAAUUCAAGCUUAUAAAAAAUUGAAAUUUACAGACUUUCAACUUGUCAAUAAUUACAAUCCAAAAAUUAAAUUUUCUGUAUUAAUUGACGAAAAUGAAGACAAAUAUAUUAAUUUGCAAGGUACUCGUCUGCCGUAUUUUGACGCUGUAAUUAAGAGAAUUGAUUAA
Messenger RNA from Meloidogyne enterolobii, 267 nucleotides. The record is from the annotation of a GenBank genome assembly. NCBI's taxonomy places the organism in Eukaryota, Metazoa, Nematoda, Chromadorea, Rhabditida, Meloidogynidae.